AUGCAGGCCUUGGAACUCCCAGCAUACAUCCUUUCAGCGCUCACCUCCAUUGGCGGCAUCACCGGCUACGUGCGCACAGGCAGCGUGCCUAGCAUCACCGCAGGCCUGACGGUCGGAAUCCUGUACGGUCUCGGCGGCUUCCGCAUCUCGAGAAAACAGCCAUACGGCGUCGAGCUCGCGCUGCUGGCCUCGGUGGUGCUUGCGGGCAGCAGCAUCCCGCGCGCCAUCAGGACGGGCAAGCCCCUCCCCGCAGGCCUCGGCGUGUUGGCGGCCACGGGCCUCGUCAUUUACGGCAGGGCUUUUUUGGCAAAGUAG
Messenger RNA from Cladophialophora psammophila CBS 110553, 315 nucleotides. RefSeq lists its product as uncharacterized. The coding region runs from base 1 to 315 and encodes 104 amino acids. The record is from RefSeq and is a predicted model, not a curated record. NCBI's taxonomy places the organism in Eukaryota, Fungi, Ascomycota, Eurotiomycetes, Chaetothyriales, Herpotrichiellaceae. Gene Ontology annotation, cellular component: membrane. The transcript is spliced from 2 exons.